CCUAAGUUCGCAUGUCAGACAUGACACCUAUUUACUCAUUCUUCGCCAUAUUACCCUUGCUACUGUCUGCAUUCGUACUCUUUUGCCAUCAACGCACCCAUGGCACCUUGAACAUAACUACCGAAAGUGUCGCAUAUGACCGCGCACUCUAUAAUACCACACUUGACUGGAACAAGCACACCUUGAUUGUCGACGGCGAAGAGACGAUGAUAUUAUCUGGAGAGUUUCAUUACUGGCGUGUUCCUGAUAGAUCUCGCUGGGAGCCUAUUUUAAAGCAAUACAAGUCAGCGGGAUUAAACACAAUUCGCAUUUAUUUCCACUGGGGCUACCACUCGCCGGAUGAAAAUAUCUACCGUUUUGACGGCAAUCGAGACAUCGACCAUCUUCUGGGCCUCUGCGAACGUCUUAAACUAUUCGUACUCGCUGCCCCAGGACCUUACAUUUGCGCUGAGACCCAGGCAGGCGGUUAUCCAGCCUGGCUUAUUGCUAAACGGGAACUCAAUAUCCGACACAAUGCCAUGAUGCUCUGGCGCACUUAUGACCCAAUGUUUGCUGCAUACGAAGUCCAGUGGCUUCAGGCUCUUUUACCGAUUAUUGCUCGACAUCAGGUCACCACCAACCCACGUGGAUGUGUACUGGCUGUCCAGAUUGAUAACGAGCUGUUUGAGAAGAUGGCAGGUAUCUUACCAGUCGGUCUCAGAGAUCAGAUGCGUGUUUUGGCCAAAGCUUCCCGUGAUGCCGGAACAACUGUUCCUCUGUUUACCAACGAUGGAUUUGAAGAAGGUGGCUGGGUACCACGUCCCGAGAAUGCUGGCAAAGGCGGGUGGUGGGACUCUAAUCAGUUUGGCAUUGAUCUUUACGGAUUUGAUAAAUAUGUUGUAUUCGCCCCAAGCAGUUCGCCUAAGAGUUGGCUAAUUGAUGGUGACUACAGUUUAUCAGAAUGGGGUACUUGGGACCCCAAGAGUAUCGAACAUUCGAUUGAUAAAUUGGAAAAAACAGUUCGUGGUUUUGGUGGAGGAGCUAAAGAGUCACCAAUGUUCAUUCCAGAGUUACAAGGAGGUUGGUUCAACCAUUACCAACUGAAGCACACAUAUGACCAGAUCUAUGAUUUCUUUGGUGAUCAGUACACCAAAACCCUUUUUGAUUCUACCCUUGCUCAGGGUGUUACCAUGGCCAAUGUCUAUAUGAUAUAUGGAGGUACAAACUGGGGUGCCCUUGGUGACCCAGACGUCUAUACUUCGUACGAUUAUUCGGCUUGUAUUCGCGAAUUCGGCAAGAUGUCUAUGCGCGGGCGCAACCUACGCAAAACUUUGCUGUUCGCACAGUCGUUUGCACCUUAUUUUUCCAAGACUGAGCGUGUCAACCCAUCAGCAUCAAGCUCGGUCGAAAACACCAUUAAUACCCAACGUGUGGCAGUCGGUGCAGAUCAGCCUGUCGAAUUUACAUUCUUCCGUAACUUUGAUCGCAAGCAACGUACCACAUUUGAUGUUACACACAGUUCUCCAAGUGGUGUGUUCACUUUGGAAUGCAAGUUGGCGUACAAAACUUCAUUUAUUGGACUGGGUCAGUAUACGGCUCAAAAUGGGCUCCGGUUGCUAUUGUCUACCCUUCCUAUCCACUUGCGCAUGGUCCACCCAGACACAAACGAAGAAAUCUGGAUUGUGGAGCCUAAUGAAGUUGGAAGUCUUGCAUUUGAAAGCAGCGAAAUCCAAGUCAGUGGAAACAUGCAAAACAAUGUAUUGCAUCGCGAAGGUCCUGCUUCGAUCCUGAGUUUUACCAAACAAACUGGCCACACUACUCUUACCACGCUCAAGGGCCGGCUCCAUCUGAUUGGCUUACUUCCAGAGCAAGUUAGCACUCUCUUUGCAGACUUUGAAGCCGGACACUGGAACCCUGACAAACAGAGAUCAAUGCCUGUGGUUGCUUGGGGUGCCGAUACGUUCUAUUAUAAUCAUCACGAAAAGACACUUGAAGUACAAUACGACCGAUCCCAAGAUACAGUAAAUGUGAUUUCCUUCAAGAAGCCAACCGACAAACGCAUGAGAGCAUUGGUCGCACCCGAUGCCUUGCCCUUUGUACACAGUUUUGUGUUCCAAGAGCACGCACAUGAGCAAUUUCCAUUACCCGUGCUGGUGCUUCUCGAACAGUGGAAGACACGCGCUGUUGACUUUAGAGGGAUGAAGUGGCACGCACUCUUGACCAACAACAACAAGCCAGUCUGGGAUUCUUUGGACUACUUGUACACCAGUGGACACUCAUUGUAUCGCACCAAUUUCAUUACUCCUUCUGCUACUCGACCAAAGGUUACACUUGAGUUCAAUGCUCGCAAUCGAGCCACUGUUCUCGUAAAUGGCCGUAUUGUGGGUGGACACACCACUUAUUCUCGCCAAUUAUUUUCUCCUGGUGCAAAGAUUGGCCCUGAUCCCUGGUUUUUGGGUACACAUACUUACGAUCUAUCCCCUUAUGUCAACCGCCAAGAUAAUCUCGAGAAUGAAGUUAUUGUGCUGGUCGACAGCUUUGGACUCAAUCGACAGGCAUUCAUCAUGAAUGAUGUCCGUAAUCCACGCGGAAUUAUCAAUGCACGUCUCAAUGGUAUCAAUUCUACUGCCGUAUGGGAAAUAACCGGUGUAGAUGUGCGUCUUUUGGACCAGCCCUACAACACUACUGGUUUCCCUGACGAAAACACGGAAGCCGUUUGGUCCUCUACACACACAAAGAUUGUUGCUGCCGACAAGAAAUAUAGCUUCCUAGUCAAGGCGUCAGAUGGUCCCUUUUGGGUCCGAACCAAAUUUGAUCAUGGUCUCAAGAAUGCGGUUGAUUCACUAAGUGUGCCUUUACGUUUACAUCUUGAUGGAACGAUGACUGCCAAUGUAUUUUUGAAUGAUGUGCUGAUCGGACGUUAUUAUGGCAAUGGUGACGGACCUCAACAUGACUUUUAUAUUCCGGAUGGACUGGUGCACAAAGAUGGUAAUGAGCUCAAGAUGCUAAUCUAUAGUUGGGAAGACACAGAAGCACAUGUGUCUAUUGAAGGAUGGCCGGUAGAUCCCGACAGUGGUAAUCUAGUUCAAGAUGGUUCAGUUGAAGAAUAUAUGGUCUGGAAAGACUCGAUUUUGUUGUGAUAUACAUAAUGUAUAUAUACAUUCAAUAAUACUAAUAAUAAUAUCAAAUAAUAUCAAUAAAAAUAAAAUAAAAAUAAAAUUACGGGUUGUACUUUAAUGAUGGGGAAGUACAUAGCCUGUUGUUGCUUCAAAUUU
Molecule: messenger RNA, 3254 nt
Organism: Phycomyces blakesleeanus NRRL 1555(-)
Lineage: Eukaryota; Fungi; Mucoromycota; Mucoromycetes; Mucorales; Phycomycetaceae
Product: glycoside hydrolase family 35 protein
Exons: 4
Coding region: 12-3119 (1035 amino acids)
Biological process (GO): carbohydrate metabolic process
Cellular component (GO): vacuole
Molecular function (GO): beta-galactosidase activity
Source: RefSeq, a predicted model, not a curated record